Molecule: messenger RNA, 2209 nt
Organism: Dipodomys ordii (Ord's kangaroo rat)
Lineage: Eukaryota; Metazoa; Chordata; Mammalia; Rodentia; Heteromyidae
Gene: Ache
Product: acetylcholinesterase (Yt blood group)
Exons: 4
Coding region: 252-2096 (614 amino acids)
Biological process (GO): choline metabolic process; acetylcholine catabolic process
Cellular component (GO): plasma membrane
Molecular function (GO): acetylcholinesterase activity
Source: RefSeq, a predicted model, not a curated record
CUCUGAUCCCCGAAUGCGUGUGCGUGUGUGUGCAUGCACGUCUGAUCUGUGCCCUCCUGCCUGUGGCCUCGUCUCUGCCUGUCCCUCCCCUCGUCCCUCCUUCUCCUCAUCCUGGCAGCCUGCUCCACCCCUGCUGCAGCUCCACGAUAACCCUUGGGCAAGAUUGUUACCUAAUCUCCCUCCUGGCCCUCUCCAGCCUUCAUCCGGCUUUCUUUCUCCCAGCAGACGCCCGCCCGCCUGGCCUGGCAGCCAUGAGGCCCCCAUGGUGUGGCCUGCGAGUGCGCUCCCGGCCUUCCCUCCUCCUCCUCCUCCUCCUCUCCCUCCUGGGUGGAGGACUGGAGGUGGAGGGGCGGGAGGAUCCAGAGCUGCUGGUGACCGUCCGGGGAGGCCACCUGCGCGGGAUUCGCCUGAAGGCGCCUGGGGGCCCUGUGUCCGCGUUUCUGGGCAUCCCCUUCGCGGAGCCACCUGUAGGUCCCCGUCGAUUUCUGCCACCAGAGCCCAAGCGGCCCUGGCCAGGAGUACUGGACGCCACGACCUUCCAGAAUGUCUGCUAUCAAUACGUGGACACCCUGUACCCUGGUUUUGAGGGCACCGAGAUGUGGAACCCCAACCGUGAGCUGAGCGAGGACUGCCUGUACCUCAAUGUGUGGACACCGUACCCCCGGCCUGCAACCCCUGCACCAGUCCUCGUCUGGAUCUACGGAGGCGGCUUCUACAGCGGGGCCUCCUCCCUGGACGUGUACGACGGCCGCUUCCUGGCGCGGGCUGAGGGCACCGUGCUGGUAUCCAUGAACUACCGAGUGGGAAGUUUUGGCUUCUUGGCCCUGCCAGGAAGCAGAGAGGCCCCAGGCAACGUGGGCUUACUGGAUCAGAGGCUCGCACUGCAGUGGGUCCGAGAGAAUGUGGCAGUCUUUGGGGGGGACCCGGCGUCGGUGACCCUGUUUGGGGAGAGUGCAGGGGCAGCCUCUGUGGGCAUGCACCUGCUGUCCCCGCCCAGCCGGAGCCUCUUCCACAGGGCCAUCCUGCAGAGCGGGACCCCUAACGGGCCCUGGGCCACUGUGGGGGUGGGAGAGGCGCGUCGCAGGGCCACGCUGCUGGCCCGCCUCGUGGGUUGUCCCCCAGGCGGCACCGGCAGCAAUGACACAGAGCUAGUGGCCUGCCUGCGGACUCGGCCAGCUCAGGACCUGGUGGACCACGAGUGGCAUGUGUUACCUCAAGAAAGCAUCUUCCGCUUCUCCUUCGUGCCCGUGGUCGAUGGGGACUUCCUCAGUGACACCCCCGAGGCCCUGACCACCACCGGAGACUUCCACGGCUUGCAGGUGCUGGUGGGGGUGGUAAAAGAUGAGGGCUCCUAUUUUCUGGUUUACGGGGCCCCAGGUUUCAGCAAAGACAACGAAUCUCUCAUCAAUCGGGCCCAGUUCCUGGCUGGGGUGCGGGUUGGGGUCCCCCAAGCAAGCGACCUGGCAGCGGAGGCUGUGGUCCUACAUUACACAGACUGGCUGAACCCGGAGGACCCAGCCCGCCUGCGAGAAGCCAUGAGCGCCAUUGUGGGCGACCACAACGUCGUGUGCCCCGUGGCCCAGCUGGCUGGGCGGCUGGCUGCCCAAGGCGCCCGCGUCUAUGCCUACGUCUUUGAGCACCGUGCCUCCACGCUGUCCUGGCCCCUCUGGAUGGGAGUGCCCCACGGCUAUGAGAUUGAGUUCAUCUUUGGGCUCCCCUUGGACCCCGCGCUGAACUACACCAUAGAGGAGAGAGUCUUUGCCCAGCGAUUGAUGAGAUACUGGACCAACUUUGCCCGCACAGGGGACCCCAAUGACGCCGGGGACCCCACGGCCGCGCAGUGGCCGCCCUACACGCCGGGCGCGCAGCAGUACGUGGGCCUGGGCCUGCGGCCGCUGGAGGUGCGGCGCGGGCUGCGCGCCCAGGCCUGCGCCUUCUGGAACCGCUUCCUCCCCAAGCUGCUCAGCGCCACCGACACGCUGGACGAGGCGGAGCGCCAGUGGAAGGCCGAGUUCCAUCGUUGGAGCUCCUACAUGGUGCACUGGAAGAACCAGUUCGACCAUUACAGCAAGCAGGACCGCUGCUCGGACCUGUGAGGAGACCGGCUGUACAUACUCUUAUUUAUUUACGGUCUGGACUGUAGCAGACGACCCCAGACCGCGCUCCCCGCCAGCCCGCCCCCUGGGCUCCCGCCCUCUGCAUGUCCCGG